UCGACAAGCAAACAGCUCUCUUAGCUACAACGAAAAUAAAAACUUGUUCAGUUGAAAAGUUGAAAGUUAAAACAGUGAUUUUACACAAGUUCAACAGUUUUUUUUAAAACGAAAUAAAUUUUCAAGUUUUUUUUUUAAAUCUCAACGCGAGUAAACACAAAAUAUUAACCAAGAUGUCGAUGUGCUACAACGAUUACAUUAUUGCUAGCAACAAUAGCAUUAACGAAAAUAAAUACAACGCUGAGAAAUUGGCCAAAUCACCAUCAUACCGAAUCAAGAAGAUUUUGAAGCCAAUUUUACGUAUUUUGCGCCAGAAAACAUCAUCAUCGGCCGCAAAAAAAUCACAAAAAUCAUCCAACAACAAAUUGACGGUUGACUACUCCAUGGACAGCAAUGAGUGCUACUAUCACGAUGACUGCCAAUAUCAAAACGAUUUCUGGUCAUCAGAGAUGGAAGAAAAUUUGAAAAACGAAGAAUUGGAAUCACGCAUCCUUAACGAAAUCGCUGAAUGUGAUGAUGAUGCAGCCAUCUAUGUGUACAACGAUGAUGAAUGCGAAUUGCAAUCCGUUCACCGUGAAACCACAUUCAUUCCAGUACAUUUUGCACGCACCGAAGCCGGUACAUUCUUCUGGACGACCAUGCAAAAACCAAUUGAUGACAAUGAAACAACACACUGCUGGUCACACUGUGGCGAUCGAUGGGUCCAAGCCUAAAUCACAACUUGCUCCAACAACAUUAUUUGUUCAAUCAAGUGCCAACAUCAAUAUUGAUCUCCUUUAUAUUAGUUUAAAUGCAUAUCAAUUCAGGAAUAGUUAUUUCUAUUGCAUUUAUGUUUUUUAACAACAAUUUUUUUUAAACUGUGGCAUUUUUGUGAUAUUAGGCUGUUAGGGAACUACAUUUUUUGUAAAACUUUGUGAUCGAAAUGAGAAUCUUUCAAUUGUACGAGAUAUAAUUCACUUUUUUUUAAACAUCAAAUUUAUCGAACAUUGUAAGGACUUCCAAUGUCUUCCAUAUAAUUUAGGGAA
Molecule: messenger RNA, 1025 nt
Organism: Contarinia nasturtii (swede midge)
Lineage: Eukaryota; Metazoa; Arthropoda; Insecta; Diptera; Cecidomyiidae
Product: enhancer of split malpha protein-like
Exons: 1
Coding region: 174-713 (179 amino acids)
Biological process (GO): Notch signaling pathway; sensory organ development
Source: RefSeq, a predicted model, not a curated record